AUGGCGACAUGCAGGGCGCUCGUCAGACAGUGCGCGAUUCAACUGCGUCCUGCAAUUCGCCUUUCACGAUCGUCGCGCCAAUACCUGCCUCAGAGCUCGCCCUUUCGCAGGUAUGCGACCUCCGUCGCCGCCGCGGACCUCAAAUUCGGCCAGCCGUUGCACGAGACUCAUCCCCAUCUCUUGGGUCCAGGUGAACUCACCCCUGGCAUCACUGCCCUCGAAUAUGCGCAACGUCGGUCACGACUGGCCAACAGACUUCCCAAGGGAGCCGUCGCCAUACUCGCGGCUUCAGAAGUGAAGUAUCGAGCCCCGGGCAUAUUUCAUGAGUAUCGGCAAGAGACCAACUUUUUCUAUUUGACCGGAUUUAACGAACCGAAUGCACUGGCUGUCAUUGUAAACGACGGAUCUGGCGACAACCAUAUCUUUCACCUCUAUGUACGAGAAAAGGACCCCAAGGCAGAGCUGUGGGAUGGGGCUCGCUCCGGCACCCAGGCUGCCAAGGACGUUUUCAAUGCAGACGAGACAGGUGAUAUUGAACGAAUUGGAGACAUUCUUCCUAGGAUUGUGACCGGCGCCACCGAGAUUUACUCAGACAUCCCUGCAUUCGAUCCCUCGCGGUCGACACUGCACCGCUACCUAUAUGGACCAACAGUUGCAUCUGAGAAGUUGAAGAAAUUUGUCGAUCACCGAAAAGUCAAGCCGUUGAAGCCGCUGCUCAACGAAAUGCGGGUUUUCAAGAGUGAGAAUGAAGUCGUGCACUUGCGCCUACUCGGCCAAGCUUCCGGCAGGGCAUUUACCGAGUCCAUGCGCCAGGGGUUUGAUACGGAGAAAGAAUUGCUUUCUUUCCUCGAGUACCAGUUCAAACGAAAUGGAUGCGAUGGAAAUGCUUUUGUUCCUGUUGUGGCAGGUGGACAGAAUGCACUGAGCAUCCACUAUACCCGAAAUGACGACAUGCUGCGGGAUGGCGACAUGGUACUCGUGGACGGCGGUGGUGAGCUUGGAAGCUACAUCUCUGACAUCACGCGGACAUGGCCUGUGAAUGGAAAGUUUACGGAUCCGCAGCGGGACCUGUAUAACGCCGUCUUGAACGUGCACCGGACCUGCCUGUCCCUCUGCCGCGAGAGCGCAAAGCUGUCUCUGGACAAGCUUCACGGUAUUGCUGAGAAUGGAUUGCGAGAUCAACUGAAACAACUUGGUUUUGAUCUUCCUGGAAACGCUAUCAGCACUCUUUUCCCUCACCACCUGGGCCAUUACAUUGGUCUGGAUGUCCAUGACUGCCCUGGGUAUUCUAGAGGCUAUGACCUAAAGGCAGGUCAAUGUAUCACUAUUGAGCCUGGUAUCUAUGUGCCAGAUGAUGAGCGAUGGCCCGCUCACUUCCGGGGUAUCGGGAUUCGCAUCGAGGACAGUGUAUGUGUGGGCGAUGAUCAUCCGAUUGUUCUGACCCCCGAGGCCGUCAAAGAGGUUGACGAUAUCGAGGCCCUGCGUAGUUAA
This is a messenger RNA of Penicillium macrosclerotiorum, 1491 nucleotides long. RefSeq names its product aminopeptidase P family protein. The coding region runs from base 1 to 1491 and encodes 496 amino acids. Gene Ontology annotation, cellular component: mitochondrion. The transcript is spliced from 10 exons. Lineage: Eukaryota; Fungi; Ascomycota; Eurotiomycetes; Eurotiales; Aspergillaceae. Gene Ontology annotation, molecular function: metalloaminopeptidase activity; manganese ion binding. The record is from RefSeq and is a predicted model, not a curated record.